Trichoderma virens Gv29-8 is the source of this 1497-nucleotide messenger RNA. RefSeq lists its product as uncharacterized. The transcript has a single exon. Lineage: Eukaryota; Fungi; Ascomycota; Sordariomycetes; Hypocreales; Hypocreaceae. Bases 1 to 1497 code for a protein of 498 amino acids. Gene Ontology annotation, molecular function: dipeptidase activity. The record is from RefSeq and is a predicted model, not a curated record.
AUGGCUGCCGCCGGGGCGGUGGCCCAGUCGACGGUCGACCUGUCUGGCCUUCCAGCCUUCUUAAAAUCUAGCUCAAGCACCAACUGGCCAACACUCCUGAACAUUGGCAAGCAGAUCUGGAGUGAUCCAGAGGUUGGCUUGGACGAAACUCACGCUCAUGACCGCAUUGUCAACUACUUCUCCUCGAUCGCGGGCUGGACGGUAGAUGGAUCGGCAUACGCCGGCCUCCCGACCGCAUUCAGGGCCGAGUUUGACAACCGGCCUGCCGGCUUUACUGGCGAUCUCCCUACUGUAGGCUUCCUGGCUGAGUAUGACGCUCUGGUUGGUAUUGGCCAUGCCUGUGGCCACAACCUCAUCGCUCUCAAUGGCAUUUCGGCUGCCAAGUUCGCCAGUGAGGCGCUGGCACACUUCAACAUUCCCGGCCGCAUCAUCGUGGUCGGAACUCCCGAUGAAGAGAAUGCGGCUGGCAAGUUCAAGCUCAACAACUUGAACGCCUUUGCCGACUCAGAAAUCUGGUUGAUGGCUCACCCAACCACCACGAGUGCCAUCCAGCCAAUGAAUGCUCGUCUCAACUACUUUGCCACCUUUGUGGGCAACACCCACCCCGAGGCCGUUGCAAACGCCUACAGUGCCCUGAAUAUUGUGCAGAACCUGAAGGGACUACCCGGAACCAGCUCCUCCGCCGUUGGCAUUGAAAAUGUUGGUGUCUAUGCGACCAACAUUGUCCAGACUGUCAUCCAGCUCGGCGUUGCUGGCUUGAGCCUUGAUACCGUCACCAAUACUGUCUCUAGCAUCCUCGAUUCAACUUACCCCAAUGUUACCUUUUCUGCUACCACCGAUGAUAACGGCGUUGCCCUGACGAUGAACGGACCUGGUGGCCAUGCUUCAGACGCAACCAAGGGACCGCUGGUUCUCUCAGUGAACACCUUCAACGCCCUCAAGAACACUGCUGGUGUCUCGUUCUACCUGCCCGGUAACAUCUCCAUCAACGAGCUCGAUAUCACUAUUGACAUGCGCACUCGUUACACCACUGACCUCAACUCUGUGGCCAACUUUGUCAGCGCUGCUCUUGGAACUCUUCCCAAGAGUAUCUCUCACGAUGUCCAGUAUCCGGCUCUGGAGGUCACGCCUUUCCUCGGCCAGGAGUUUGUCAACAUUGUUGGAACCGCCGACUAUGGACUGACCAACUUCCCCAUCAGUACCUUUGCUCCCGCCUCGACUGAUGCCUCGUGGGUGCAAGACCCUGUUCUCGACCCUGUUAGUCACAACUUGACGUCGGCAGCCAAGGCGGUGCUUCACGCCAAUUUCGGUAUCUGCACAAACGCUUCUGGAGCUGGCUGCGCGUUUAACCAUGAGCCGGGGUUCAAGAAUUUGGCCAACACCGACUUUGCCUAUGCGCAAACGGAGAUCAUCGCCAGGGCAGAGGCUCAUCUUGCAGUGGAGCUGCUGGCGAAUCCCGCUGAUUUCCAGAAAGCGACUGCGAUUCUGUCAAACUAA